Camelina sativa (false flax) is the source of this 999-nucleotide messenger RNA. NCBI's taxonomy places the organism in Eukaryota, Viridiplantae, Streptophyta, Magnoliopsida, Brassicales, Brassicaceae. The record is from RefSeq and is a predicted model, not a curated record.
CUCUUUGCCUUGUUCAAUCGACAAAUCACACAACAGAUGGAUCAACCUUGUCCUUGAUCCCUGCCUUGGCGACCUUACCCGAGAAAUCAUUCAUUCUCCUCUGUUCCGAGAAUUCACAUCUACUAAGUAAGUAAGUAAGUAAGCAUGGUUUCGCUGGCGACCCAAAUGAUUCUUCCUUCUGAGAAUGGGUAUAGAGUUUGGGAGGAUCAGACCCUUUUCAAGUGGCGUAAGAGAGAUCCUCAUGUCACCUUGCGUUGCCAUGAAUCCGUCGAAGGUUCUUUGAGGUACUGGUAUCAACGGAAUAACGUGGAUCUCACCGUAUCAAAAUCUGCUGUUUGGAAUGAUGAUGCUGUUCAAGCUGCUCUUGAUAGUGCUGCUUUUUGGGUCGACGGGUUGCCCUUUGUUAAGUCUUUAUCUGGUUACUGGAAGUUUUUCUUGGCACCUAAACCUGAAAAUGUUCCAGAGAAGUUUUAUGAUGCUGCAUUUCCUGAUUCAGACUGGAACGCUUUACCCGUACCUUCCAAUUGGCAGUGUCAUGGAUUUGAUCGGCCUAUCUAUACGAAUGUGGUGUACCCUUUCCCGAAUGAUCCUCCUCACGUUCCUGAGGAUAAUCCUACUGGUUGCUACAGAACCUACUUCCAGAUUCCCAAAGAAUGGAAGGACAGAAGAAUACUUCUUCACUUUGAAGCUGUAGAUUCCGCAUUUUUCGCUUGGAUAAAUGGCAACCCUGUUGGGUACAGUCAAGACAGCAGGUUACCGGCUGAAUUUGAAAUAUCUGAAUAUUGCUAUCCAUGGGACUCGGGGAAACAAAAUGUUCUUGCUGUUCAAGUAUUUAGAUGGAGUGAUGGUUCAUACCUUGAAGACCAAGAUCAUUGGUGGUUGUCUGGUAUUCAUCGAGAUGUGCUAUUGUUAGCAAAGCCCAAGGUUUUUAUUGCUGACUACUUUUUCAAGUCAAAAUUGGCAGAUGACUUUUCGUACGCAGACAUCCAGGUAGUAUAA